AUGUCCCAAUCCCCCGCCCUGACCAUCCUCCUGGACAUCCUGACGGAAUACAAAGACCGCAUAGCCAUCGACGGCUCCUCACGCAUCCUGGUCACCGACGCCACCGUCGCCCAAAAGCUGGCCGAACAACAUAAGGAUAUCUCCACACCAUAUGGACCGACUUUCACCGUCGCCAGCGCCGCCGGUGGUGCAGGUGAGGGUACCAAGACCGAGGAUCUAGGCCAGAACAUCACUGUCGAAGCUAUGGACUCUCUCAUGCCAAAGAUGGACUACUUUACCCAUGCCAUCACGGACGUGAGUCUCGCGGACGGCAAGACGGUGAUGGAAAUCAUGAAGUGGGCGAAAUACGCCCUCAAACCCAAGGGGAUCGCGGUGGUGGUGGCGUUGAAGCGGACGGAGGCGGGGGAGUUCAAGGAGAGGAUGCUGGCGCAGAGUAAGCAAAGAAUCGCUGAUCUUGGUGAUAUCUUUGAAUUCGCUGGAUUUGAGACGGGAAAGGUGAGGAGGUUGGAGAGGGGGAGUGGGGAGGCGGAGGCGGAGGUGGUGUUGGGGAUGAAGUGGGAUCAGUUGACUGCUUAA
This is a messenger RNA of Recurvomyces mirabilis, 576 nucleotides long. RefSeq lists its product as uncharacterized. The record is from RefSeq and is a predicted model, not a curated record. The transcript has a single exon. NCBI's taxonomy places the organism in Eukaryota, Fungi, Ascomycota, Dothideomycetes, Mycosphaerellales, Teratosphaeriaceae. The coding region runs from base 1 to 576 and encodes 191 amino acids.